This is a messenger RNA of Boeremia exigua, 1592 nucleotides long. RefSeq lists its product as uncharacterized. Bases 199 to 1326 code for a protein of 375 amino acids. NCBI's taxonomy places the organism in Eukaryota, Fungi, Ascomycota, Dothideomycetes, Pleosporales, Didymellaceae. The record is from RefSeq and is a predicted model, not a curated record. The transcript has 2 exons. Gene Ontology annotation, molecular function: hydrolase activity.
UACACCUCAGUCUUGAUCUCAUCACAACAGGAAACAUCGGAAAAAACCUCACUCGGACCAUUAUACCCCGCAGUCCGAAACAGCUCAGCUCCCCGCACUACGAGCAACACCGCCAGCUCUCAAAUUGUCAAGCAUAUCAAAAACAGACAUUGGUGUCAUUUUGCAACUCGCAGUACGUGAAAUAUCACGCACGACACAAUGCCACCCUCCCGCAUCCUCGACUCCCAUAUCCACCUUUGGCCCUCAACGGCCACAACCUCCAAAGACCAUGGAUGGAUGGCAGACCCAGCCCAUCCCCUCGUCAAGCGCCACGGAAUAUCAGACUAUAAAGCUGUCACUCAGCUCUCUUCUGUCGGUUCUGUGCUGGGGGGCUUCAUUUACGUAGAAACAGAUCGGUAUCUCCCUUCCAAAACACCGGACAUCAGCCUACGUGCAGGUAAAGAGGAGGUUGAGAGAGUACUGAGGGAGUGGGCGAGAGCUCCUCUUGAGGAGCUGGAGUUUCUGAGGCGACUUGUAGAGGACAAGCCGCAGGAGGGUGAUGGAUUUGAGAAUGGCGACGGAGAGUUGAUGAAGGGUGCUGUUGUGUGGGCGCCUUUCCACCUCUCUCGGGAUAAUUUCAAUGCGUAUCUUGCCAUUGCUCAAGCUGUCGCCGGCCCGCAAUUGUGGGAUAAGGUGGUAGGAUUCAGGUACCUGUUGCAAGGCAAAGAGGAGGGCGAGGUCAAGAACCUUGUUGGAAACGAGGCAUGGAUUGAGAAUAUCGUCAGCUUGGGUAAGGGGAGAGGAGGGAAGGGAUGGGUGUUUGACGUUGGUGUGGAUAUUCAUCGCGAUGGGACGGAGCCGUUGGGUGAGGUCGGCGAGUUGAUUCGAAGAGUGAGGGAGCGAGAAGCGCACAUAGGGAACGGGGGUCGGCCUGUGCGAUUUGUCUUGAAUCACCUCUGUAAACACGCUCUCACAACUAACUCACCUACGGAACCCGCAGAAGCAUGGCUCGAAGCGCUCUCGAAAGCUGGACCUGACAACAAUGUCUUCAUGAAACUGUCAGGCGUUUUCAACGAGUUUGACGCUGCUACACCAUCGUCUGCCUCGGAUAUUGUUAAAUCGCUGAGCUCCAUUACAUCAAAGGUGUUCGACACUUUCGGCGAUAAAGUCAUGUUUGGUUCCGACUGGCCAGUGUGCAAUGUCGGAGGUCCAGUAGGCGAGAAAGAGAACUGGGGAUUGUGGGUUGAGAGCGUCCAGUUACUGCUGCAAGAAGCCAAGAUUGCGGGUGUCACCAGCGAAUCAGUCUGGUGGAAGGCCGGGGUCAGGGCGUAUGAUGUUAAGUUUUAGGGGUUCAAAAUCGAAAACAGGACUUGACAACCAUGUUUGAUACUGCAGUACAGGUGAAAAGUGUGGAGCUGCAUAGCAGUAGGUCCUUUGAGUAAGUUACACCAUGCACAGCUGCAUUGCUGAGCUUUUUCAUUUGAUAGUUGAUCUGACUUUAUUCGCUUAUUGCCUUUACUCGUCGGAUAGUCAACACACAUACCGUACUCACUGUAAAUUAACAAACAACCCACCGUCAACUAGCAACUGAGCGCCGGUGAUGUAACUGCUUA